Messenger RNA from Cucurbita pepo subsp. pepo (vegetable marrow), 2626 nucleotides. Its product is annotated as phosphoinositide phosphatase SAC2. The record is from RefSeq and is a predicted model, not a curated record. Gene Ontology annotation, cellular component: intracellular membrane-bounded organelle. NCBI's taxonomy places the organism in Eukaryota, Viridiplantae, Streptophyta, Magnoliopsida, Cucurbitales, Cucurbitaceae. Gene Ontology annotation, molecular function: phosphatidylinositol-3,5-bisphosphate 5-phosphatase activity. Gene Ontology annotation, biological process: phosphatidylinositol dephosphorylation.
UUUUUGUUUUUUAGUUGUGGUUCUAAAUUUUGGAGUUUUUAGUUUGUUAAUUUAUUUUUGGUUAUGGUUAUAAUCGAUUAACGUUUAACUCUGGAAUUAGUUUUACAAUAGAGAUUUGGAUUCCAAAUCCUUCUCGCCUUCUUCCAAAUCUCAUUGUAAAUGCAUUUGUGGCGGGAAGGUUUAGAGAUUUUGUGUAUUACUGGGAAGCUACGGAAGGAUUUUGCGAUUUUCGACUUUUUUUUACGUUAAUCGACGAUAUCCUUGCAUCGAGCAGCAUUGUUUGUAAUUGUUGUUGAUCGAGCUCCAGCAAUUUGUAAAUAGGUUUAAUUGUUAAUGGAAUCGUCGGACUCCAGCAUGUUCGACGUUCAGAAAUUCUGGCUCUACCAGACAUUUGCGCGUUAUUACGUAGUGGGAAGAGGUAGGAAGAGAACAGUGUGGAAGUUGUUUUCAAUUGACAGAAUGGAGCCUUCUGAGCUUAACAUUUUUGAAGAUCAUACAACCUAUACCACAGAAGAGUGCUUCGAUCUUCUGAAAAGAAUACAUCAGGGGAACAGGUCUAUGGGUGGACUCAAGUUAAUAUCUAUUGGCUAUGGAAUAGUCGGAUUCAUAAAGUUUAAAGAACCAUACUACAUGCUGAUGAUAACAGAGAGAAAGAAGAUAGGGUCCAUGCUCGGGGCAAAAGUAUAUAGCGUUUCUAAGAGCAUGAUGGUUAUAAUUCCAAAUCCUGUUGUGCGCUCUAAACUGGCUUAUUGCAGUACCGAGAAAAGAUAUCAAAAGCUUCUUAACUCGGUAGAUCUCACCAAAGAUUUCUUUUUCAGCUACUCAUAUAAUGUUAUGCGUAGCCUUCAAGACAAUUUAAAUAGAAAUAAAACAGAUCAAAGUGUUUAUAAAUCAAUGUUCGUGUGGAAUGAAUAUUUAACUAGAGGCAUUCGAAAGCAGCUCAAGAACAAUAUCUGGACAGUUGCUUUAGUGUACGGCUUCUUCAAACAGAUUAAACUUUCCGUAUCUGGCAGGGAUUUUGAUUUGACUCUCAUUGCCCGACGUUCACGUCAUUACGCCGGCACUAGAUUUUUAAGACGAGGGGUAAAUGAGAAUGGAAAAGUUGCAAAUGAUGUUGAGACAGAACAAGUUGUUAGUGAGGAUAGAGCUGAAGGACGAACAGUGCAAAUAAGCUCCAUCGUGCAGAAUCGAGGCUCCAUUCCAGUUUUCUGGUCCCAGGAAACCUCGUUAUUGAAAAUAUUCAAUCCAGUUGUUAUAAUACCAAAGCAAGAAGAUUACAAAGCCACAAAACUUCACUUCAAGAAUCUUGGCGACAGAUACGGAAACCCUAUAAUCGUCUUAGAUUUAACAAAGACGCGAGAAAAGAAGCCUAGAGAAACUCUACUGCAUGCAGAAUAUGUAAAUGCUUUAGGAUGCAUCAAUGCGGAGCGUUUAGAGGAAAAUCGUCUAAAAUUUCUUCAGUGGGAUUUGAAGCAACACUCAAGAUGCAAAGCUAUCGUGGUGUUGUCAAAGCUAAAAGAAUUGACGAAGUUAGCAGUGGAAUUGAAUGACACAUUCCAUUGUCAAGUGACUCGAAGCUCACCAUUAGAGGGCUCAACUCGACCCUAUCUCGAGGAUGUAAAUAUUAGCGAGAAUGCAAAUAAUGGUAGAUGUAAUGUAAAAAUAAAAAGGUUUCAAAAGGGAGUUCUGAGGACGAAUUGCUUCGACUGCUUGGAUCGAACAAACAUCGCUCAAUAUGCUUACGGGCUUGCGGCUCUAGGAUAUCAGCUUCAAACUUUUGGGUAUUUAGAAUCCCCAGAUAUUGAUCUGGAUGACCCUCUUGCAAGGCACUUGAUGGAUAUUUAUGAGAUUAUGGGCGACAAACUUGCUCUCCAAUAUGGUGGUUCACCUGCCCACAAUAAGUUGUUUUCUGAGAGAAGAGGACAAUGGAAACCAACGAUCGAGUACGUUGAUAUCAUUAAAACUUUUCAAAGAUUUGUAAACAAUGUGUAUAUGGACGAAGAGAAACAGAACGGCAUUGAUCUGUUUUUGGGGAACCCUCCCCCUCAGAAACGCAUGCUCGUGCUGGAUCCUGUCAAGCAUAGUAAAUGGAGAUCCACCAUGAAAAGGUCGCUUUCAGACAGCAAUAUUUUCGUGGAGAACGACAUUCUCGCAGCCAAACAACUUCUGCGCCAAGAAUCUAUGGGACAUAACAAAUGUCUCGUAGAAUUAAUGCCAGAAAUCCCAAAUUAUUGCAGAUACACAAGCCCAGAAUUUCCCGAGGUGGUUUCCGCUUCUGAAUCCAUGGAUUCUGGUAACGAAGAAAUAGAUCAAGAAAGAACAACGUCGAGGUUUCUAAUGGCGGAUUGGUAUUCGGAUUCAGUUUAUUCAUGCGAAGAGGAACUAUACAACAAAAUUCUGAGCUUCUCAAGUGAGAAUGGAGAAGAUAAUUGUUUUUCGAUGUUUGAUUUUGGGAGAUGGAUUACACGGGGAGGCACGUUUUACCUUUGAGCUCUCUAACCACAACUUUUAACUUUUUACCUUUAACUUUAAUUUACCUUUUACCUUUAACUUUAAUUUUACCCUUACCUUUACCCUUUUACCUUUCCCAGAGGGUGUAGUGUACAUAAUACAGUUGUAAACAUCG